AUGUCUCUGAGCAGCGCCUUCCAGGCUGUGGGCAACGACCCUGGGAUCAUCACCUGGAGGAUAGAGAAAAUGGAGCUGGCGCUGGUCCCCCUGAGUGCCCACGGCAACUUCUACGAGGGAGACUGCUAUGUCAUCCUCUCGACCCGGAGAGUGGGCAGCCUCCUCUCCCAAGACAUCCACUUCUGGAUUGGGAAGGACUCCUCCCAGGAUGAACAGAGCUGUGCAGCCAUCUACACUACGCAGCUGGACGACUACCUGGGGGGCAGCCCUGUUCAGCACCGGGAGGUCCAGUACCACGAGUCCGACACCUUCCACGGAUACUUCAAGCAGGGCAUCAUCUACAAGAAGGGGGGUGUGGCCUCUGGGAUGAAGCACGUGGAGACCAACACCUACGACGUGAAGCGGCUGCUGCAUGUGAAGGGGAAGAGAAACAUCCGGGCCACCGAGGUGGAAAUGAGCUGGGACAGUUUUAACCAAGGGGAUGUCUUCUUGCUGGAUCUUGGGAAGGUCAUCAUCCAAUGGAACGGCCCGGAGAGCAACAGUGGGGAGCGCCUGAAGGCGAUGCUUCUGGCAAAGGAUAUUCGGGACAGGGAGCGAGGGGGCCGUGCUGAGAUAGGAGUGAUCGAGGGAGACAAGGAGGCAGCCAGCCCGGAGCUGAUGAAGGUCCUUCAGGACACCCUCGGCCGGCGCUCCAUUAUCCAACCGGCAGUCCCAGAUGAGGUCAUAGAUCAGCAGCAGAAAUCAAACAUCACGUUGUAUCAUGUCUCAGAUUCAUCUGGACAGCUGGUGGUCACAGAGGUAGCGACGAGGCCUCUGGUCCAGGACUUACUGAACCCUGAUGACUGCUACCUCCUGGACCAAAGUGGAACCAAGAUCUAUGUGUGGAAAGGAAGAGGAGCCACAAAGGCUGAGAAACAGAUGGCCAUGUCUAAAGCCCUGAAUUUCAUCAGGAUGAAGGGCUACCCCAGCAGCACCAACGUGGAGACCGUCAAUGACGGUGCCGAGUCGGCCAUGUUCAAGCAGCUGUUCCAGAAGUGGACGGCGAAGGAACAGACCAUGGGUCUGGGGAAAACGUUCAGCGUGGGUAAAGUUGCGAAGGUUUUCCAGGAUAAAUUUGAUGUAAUUCUGCUGCACACCAAACCAGGGGUGGCAGCCCAGGAAAGAAUGGUGGAUGACGGCAAUGGCAAAGUUGAGGUCUGGAGGAUAGAAAACCUGGAGCUGGUCCCCGUGGAGCACCAGUGGUAUGGCUUUUUUUAUGGGGGAGACUGCUAUCUGGUUCUCUAUACGUACGAGAUGCAUGGGAAGCCUCAUUACAUCCUGUAUAUCUGGCAGGGCCGCCACGCCUCACUGGAUGAGCUGGCAGCCUCAGCAUAUCAGGCGGUAGAGGUGGACCAGCAGUUUGAAGGGGCCCCCGUGCAGGUUCGGGUCACCAUGGGGAAGGAGCCGCGCCACUUCAUGGCCAUCUUCAAAGGAAAGCUGGUCAUCUUUGAGGGUGGCACUUCUAGGAAGGGAAAUGCUGAGCCAGAUCCUCCAGUAAGACUCUUCCAGAUUCAAGGACAUAACAAAUAUAACACCAAAGCAGUGGAAGUCCCAGCCUUCACCUCCUCCCUAAACUCCAAUGAUGUCUUUCUGCUGCGGACGCAGGCAGAGCACUACCUGUGGUUUGGCAAGGGGUCUAGUGGGGAUGAGCGGGCGAUGGCUAAGGAGCUGGCCGGACUUCUCUGCGACGGUACUGAGAACACAGUGGCUGAGGGCCAGGAGCCAGCUGAGUUCUGGGACCUGUUGGGAGGGAAAACUCCCUACGCCAGUGACAAAAGACUACAGCAGGAGAUCCUAGAUGUCCAGUCUCGUCUCUUUGAAUGUUCCAAUAAGACUGGCCGGUUCACUGUCACUGAGAUCAUAGACUUCACCCAGGACGACCUGAACCCAGGUGACGUGAUGCUCCUGGAUACCUGGGACCAGGUGUUCCUGUGGAUUGGGGCUGAGGCCAAUGCCGCAGAGAAGGAGAGCGCUCUGUCUACCGCCCAGGAGUACCUGCACACUCACCCCAGCGGCCGAGACACCGGCACACCAAUCCUGAUCGUUAAACAGGGGUUCGAGCCUCCCAUCUUCACAGGCUGGUUCCUGGCCUGGGACCCUCACAUUUGGAGUGCAGGGAAAUCAUAUGAACAGUUAAAAGAGGAGCUGGGAGACGCUGCUGCUAUCACAAGAAUCACUGCUGAUAUGAGGGACACAACCCUUCCCCUGAAUUCUGAGCCAAAAUAUUACCCCCUAGAAGUUCUGUUGAAAAAUCAGAGUCAGGAGUUGCCAGAGGAUGUGAACCCUGCCAAAAAGGAGAAUUACCUCUCUGAACGGGACUUUGUUUCUGUGUUUGGCAUCACAAGAGGGCAGUUUGCUGCUCUGCCUGGCUGGAAACAGCUCCAGAUGAAGAAAGAAAAGGGGCUUUUCUGA
Molecule: messenger RNA, 2451 nt
Organism: Budorcas taxicolor (takin)
Lineage: Eukaryota; Metazoa; Chordata; Mammalia; Artiodactyla; Bovidae
Gene: AVIL
Product: advillin
Exons: 19
Coding region: 1-2451 (816 amino acids)
Biological process (GO): cytoskeleton organization; barbed-end actin filament capping; actin filament severing
Cellular component (GO): actin cytoskeleton; cytoplasm
Molecular function (GO): phosphatidylinositol-4,5-bisphosphate binding; actin filament binding
Source: RefSeq, a predicted model, not a curated record